AUGGAAGCCCCUAUGGGGCAGCUGACACUGCUGGAGGAGGAGGAGGGGUGCUCUGGAGGUGAAGAUGCCCCUGAGGAGGAGGGUGCUGUAGAGUUUGCCUCUGCCUUGGAUGAGGUGGACAAGGGCUUUCAGUGCCCUAAGGAAGAGGACACAGUGAAACUGGAGGGCAUUUCUGGAUGCAAGACCUGCCCCCGCUUCCGGCCGGUAAGGAAGGCCCAGCAAUUUCAAUGUGCUCAGAGUAUCUGCAGGAGGUGCUACCAAGGCAACCUCAUCUCCAUACACAGCUACAACUUAGAUUAUCGCAUCUUCUGCUCAGCCAGAGGACUCAACGAAAAUGAGGUCUGGAUUGGAGCCAUCAACCGGGGCUGGUUCAAGAGCCAGAGCUUUCAAUGGACCGAUGGGAGCUGCUGGCAUUUUGGAUACUGGGCCUCAGGGCAGCCUUUCCAAGGGCAAGGCAACUGUGUGACCCUGUGCACCACAGAUACUGGCCCCUACUUUGUAUUCUCCCAGCCACCAGCGUGUGAGUUCACAGUCCCCAACUUCUGA
This is a messenger RNA of Puma concolor (puma), 546 nucleotides long. The record is from RefSeq and is a predicted model, not a curated record. NCBI's taxonomy places the organism in Eukaryota, Metazoa, Chordata, Mammalia, Carnivora, Felidae.